Molecule: messenger RNA, 761 nt
Organism: Histoplasma capsulatum G186AR
Lineage: Eukaryota; Fungi; Ascomycota; Eurotiomycetes; Onygenales; Ajellomycetaceae
Exons: 1
Coding region: 122-421 (99 amino acids)
Source: RefSeq, a predicted model, not a curated record
UCUGAGCCCCUCACAGAAAAAGAUUCAGUGCCUUUUCAUAGCUCUAGCCACCAAAAUUUCUUUGUCAUUCAUUGCAACACAAUUCGACUUAAGCCCCUCCCUAAAAGAGUACCCAGUGACUAUGUGUCAGAAGGAGGAACCGAACACAUAUACUUGGAAAUGUGGCCAUACCACGGCCGAGUUCACCGGUGUUCGUAUCCAUUUUUGCGGUUCAGCACGCACAAGAGGUUCACGAUGCGCGAAUCCUACGCCAACGUCCAAGGGUUCAAGCCGUGGUUACAGCACUAGGGCUGUUUGCCCUGAUUGUCGCAAAAAGAAACCGGACCCAAAGCCGGGGAAUGACGACAGCACUGGAGCUGGUGGUUCAACAUCGACCUCUACUCUCUCGGCUCAACCUAGCGGUGUCACUGUCGGUGCAUAAUGAGUAAGUAAGCAUCAUAGUUAUGAAGAAGCAAGACAGCUAACCUCUGAAGGCACAGCCAUGAACGAUUCGCUUUCUGGAACUCUAGCGGGGAUCUCAACUUUGCCUCUGAAACUGUUUUUUUAAUGCUUGGUGGUUACCUGAAACUAGUGUGAACACUACCGAGUCGAGGAGCUCAACCUCCAAGUGGAUAAUUCUGUACAGGAGAACGACCUCAACGUAGUUGCUGUUUCCGGCGAUGAUUUCAUUCGAUCGGGGGUAUGUUUUGGUCAAGAAAAAAUUCGGAGGAGCUGCUUUUGUAAUAAAGUUCAUGAACGAAUAUAUUGCUAAUCUAACGGAU